GAGGAGGACAGUAAAAAAGAGGAAGAGGGCAAGAAAAAUGAGGAGGAAGAGGAGAGGAAGAAGAAGGAAGAGGAGAGGAAGCAAGAGGAGGAGGAAAGGAAGAAAGAGGAGGAGAAGGAGAGGGAGGAAGGGGAGAGGAAGCAAGAGGAGGAAGAGGACAGGAAAAAGGAGGAAGAGGAGAGGAAGAAAGAGGAGGAGGACAGAAAAAAGGAGGAAGAGGGCAAGAAAAAGGAGGAGGAGGAGAGGAAGAAGGAGGAGGAGGAGAGUAAAAAAGAGGAAGAGGAGAGGAAGAAAGAGGAGGAGAAAAGGAAAAUAGAGGAGGAGAGGAAGAAAGAGGAGGACAGGAAGAAAGAGGAGGACAGGAAGAAAGAGAAAGAGAAGAGGAAGAAAGAGGAAAAGAGGAAGAAGGAAGAGAAGAAGAAGAAAGAAAAGGAGAAGAAACUGGAGAGGCUGACAGAGCCCCGGCAGAGCCGAGCUGCCUGCCUGCCGAGGGAUGGGGUGCGGGAGGGAUCCGGCUCAGCCCGGGGCUCGAUGCUGACGCGGCCCCUGGGGACAGGAAAUUACCCCACCGUGGAGAUCAAGGAUGUGGACAGCCCAGGCCAUGCUGUGGAGAUCCAUGGUACCCAUGGACCGGUGCCUGCUGCCGGAGCUCCCAACCUGCUGGCGGUGCCCGGCGCAGCAUCCCCCAGGAGGAAGCAACUGGUCCCAGAGGAUGGUCUGGACAAGGGGCUGGUGAGCCAAUCCCCCAGGCCAGUGCUGGGCUGGGAUGAGGAGCAGAGGGAAAGCCUGCCCCAGCGCAUCGGCUCGGCCACGAGCCUGAGCAGCGCCGUCAUCAACACUCGGCUGCAGGAGCUGGUGAGGCUCUUCAAAGAGAGGACAGAGAAGGUGAAGGAGAAGCUGAUUGACCCCGAUGUCACCUCGGAUGACGAGAGCCCUGUGGCAUCUCCCACCAAGCCAGCACCUGCAGCAGCACCGGUGCCUGCCCCAGGAGGAGAGCUGGAGGGGGACAAACCCUCGGGGGAUGACCACUACUGUGAGAUGCUGUGCUGCACAUUCAAGCACCGGCCCUGGCUGGACCGCCUGAAGAGCUACCAGUUCCCCAGCAGCAUCGACCCCCUGACCAAUCUGAUGUACGUGCUGUGGCUGUUCUUCGUUGUCAUGGCCUGGAACUGGAACUGCUGGUUGAUCCCCGUCCGCUGGGCUUUCCCCUACCAGACUCCAGCAAACAUCCACUACUGGCUGCUGGUGGACUACCUCUGUGACCUCAUUUAUCUGCUGGACAUCCUCAUCUUUCAGACCCGGCUGCAGUUCGUGCAGGGGGGAGACAUCAUCACUGACAAAAAGGCCAUGAAAGAGAACUACCUGCGAUCACAACGCUUCAAGAUGGAUGUGCUGUGCCUCCUGCCCCUGGAUUUCCUCUACUUCAAAGUGGGUGUCAACCCCCUGCUGCGCUUCCCUCGCUGUCUGAAGUACAUGGCCUUCUUUGAGUUCAACAGCCGCCUGGAGGCCAUCCUGACCAAGGCUUACAUCUACAGGGUGAUUCGGACCACUGCCUACUUACUGUACAGCCUGCACAUGAACUCCUGCCUCUACUACUGGGCCUCAGCCUAUGAAGGACUGGGUUCCACCACCUGGGUCUAUGAUGGGGAAGGAAACAGCUACAUCCGCUGUUACUACUGGGCAGUGAAAACCCUCAUCACCAUCGGGGGCCUGCCAGACCCCAAGACGCUGUUUGAGAUCGUCUUCCAGCUGCUGAACUACUUCACAGGAGUCUUUGCUUUCUCCGUCAUGAUAGGGCAGAUGAGAGACGUGGUUGGUGCUGCCACUGCAGGGCAAACUUACUAUAGGAGCUGCAUGGACAGCACCAUUAAAUACAUGAACUUCUACAAGAUCCCCAGAACUGUUCAGAACCGGGUGAAGACGUGGUACGAGUACACGUGGCACUCCCAAGGCAUGCUAGAUGAGUCGGAGCUGCUGGUGCAGCUGCCAGACAAGAUGAGGCUGGACAUCGCCAUUGACGUGAACUACAACAUCGUGAGCAAAGUGGCCCUUUUCCAGGGCUGUGACAGACAGAUGAUCUUUGACAUGCUGAAGCGGCUCAGAUCAGUGGUCUUCCUGCCCAAUGACUACGUGUGCAAGAAGGGAGAAAUAGGCCGUGAGAUGUACAUCAUCCAGGCAGGACAAGUGCAGGUGCUGGGGGGACCCGACGGCAAAUCCGUGCUGGUGACUCUGAAAGCUGGAUCUGUCUUUGGGGAAAUCAGCUUGCUGGCAGCAGGAGGGGGAAAUCGCCGGACAGCAAACGUCGUGGCCCACGGCUUCGCCAACCUUUUUAUUUUGGAGAAGAAGGACUUGAACGAGAUUUUGGUGCAUUACCCGGAGUCUCAGAAGCUGCUGCGCAAGAAAGCCAAGAAAAUGCUGAAAAGCAACAACAAACCCAAAGAUGAGAAAGGAGGCCCCGGAGAUGCAUUGAUCAUCCCCCCGAAAGCUGAGACCCCAAAGCUGUUCAAGGCUGCCCUGGCUGCCACGGGGAGGAUGGGGGGCAAAGGGCCCCUGGGGCGGCUCCGCUGGAGGCUGAAGGAGCUGAAGGCGAUGCGGGAGACACAGGUUUCCAGUGUCAGCCCAACCCCACCAAAAUCAUCAGUGCACCAGAGAUCACCUGCCAUGUCCCACAAAGCACAAACCCGCCCAGGAGAAGAAAUAUCCUCAGAAUCUUCUGAUCAUUCAGUCACCAUUCGUGUGUUUUCCACAGCAAAAGAAGAAGAGGAAAUCCUUGCUGCUGAGAUUUCAGAGAAAGAUGAAAAAAAAGAAGAGAAAUGAAACAGCAGCAGGUCUCAGGGCAGGCGUAGGAGUCAGGCAAAUGCCUGGGCUAGCAGAUUUUUGUUGUUAAUGAUUUCCAUGCAGUGGCUGUAGGUUUUGCUAUGUGCCGUGGGUAGGAUCUGCCUCUCUCUUUUGCCCAAACUCUCAAUCACUGCUGAUAAAAGCCUCUGCCAUCUGACCCAGAAUCAUACAAGGUUUCUAUGCUCCGCAGAUCUAUUGAGCACCUUUAUGAAUUUUCCACUAAAUCUCAGCCCCCUUGCUUUGAAAUCCAGCCUUGUGGAGGGAGAGCUAUGGAAAAACUGCUUUUUAUGGCUCUGGAUGGUUAAUGAGUGCUCAGACAAAGCAUGAAGAGUUAUUCACCUCUGACAGCUGAGUCACUGCUUGGCUAGAAACAACCAAGGGAAAAAAAACAACAAGGUUUCUCUGUUGGACUCAAGGUUGACAGCA
This is a messenger RNA of Pseudopodoces humilis (Tibetan ground-tit), 3264 nucleotides long. NCBI's taxonomy places the organism in Eukaryota, Metazoa, Chordata, Aves, Passeriformes, Paridae. The record is from RefSeq and is a predicted model, not a curated record.